This is a messenger RNA of Neofelis nebulosa (Clouded leopard), 2155 nucleotides long. RefSeq names its product PSMC3 interacting protein (gene PSMC3IP). NCBI's taxonomy places the organism in Eukaryota, Metazoa, Chordata, Mammalia, Carnivora, Felidae. Bases 1406 to 2059 code for a protein of 217 amino acids. The record is from RefSeq and is a predicted model, not a curated record. Gene Ontology annotation, cellular component: DNA recombinase auxiliary factor complex; condensed nuclear chromosome. The transcript is spliced from 8 exons. Gene Ontology annotation, molecular function: double-stranded DNA binding; recombinase activator activity. Gene Ontology annotation, biological process: meiotic strand invasion involved in reciprocal meiotic recombination; homologous chromosome pairing at meiosis; meiotic joint molecule formation.
AUAAAUCUUAUAUGAGAACAAUCUUUAAGAGACUGAUGUUGAAUGGUGUUUUACCCUUGAUAGUGUUCUCAGGUGACAACCUUAGAAUAGUAAGUCCAGCUGUGAGCGACCCACCUGCCCUGUUUUUCCUUUGUGAUGGUCAGAAUAAUCACCAUGGUAUGAAGCCACUUCCCCUCCCCUGGAGAGCCUAGACAGUAUAACUGGCACUCUUGGUUGGCAUCUAGCCAGCAGUUCCAUCAUUUUUUUUUAAUGUUUGUUUAUUUUAGAGAGAGAGAGAGGGAGAGAAAGCAAGCGGGGGAGGGGCAGAGAGAGAGAGGGAGCCAGAAUCCCAAGCAAGCUCUGCACUGUCAGUAUGCAGCCCCACCUGCGGCUCAAACCCACGAACCUCAAGAUCAUGACCUGAGCCGAAAUCAAGAGUCGGAUGCCCAACCUACUGUGCCACCCAGGCACCCCUCAUUUUUAAUUCUUAAUAUUGUUCCUUAGACAUGUGAAGACAACUACGUGUUUCAAAGGCUAAUGAGAAUUUAGGUAACAGAAGGCUGUAAAGAUUAACACCAUGCUCUUCCUCUGGAGUGUUUGAGCUGCAGGGACAGCUGCUCUUUGGCCUUCGGCUGACCUCAGAAACUAGAAACACUUAUUUCAGGCUUUGUCCCAUUGGCCACUGUGGGCAGAAGUGGAAAACACCUGCCAGGUGUUGCCAUAAGAUUGACUCGGCCAACAGGAAACUUUUCUAACAAGCUUUGUGGCUUAACCGUAGCCCCGUCCCAACCCUGCCUUGCCUUGGCGUUCACACCACAGCACGUGUUGAGCGCCCCCUGUGUGCGAGGCCCGGUAACGGGCAAUGAAGGAUAUCGCUAUUGUCCUUCCAGAGUUUCUACGCAUUUUUGUCUUCCAACCACCCUCCUGUUAGUAUCUCUUUUUCCUAUUUUACAAAUGAGACCGACGAAAAGAGCAUCGGGCCGUGGGACAGGGCACGUCCCUGUGAGUAACUGGCUCUGUGAUCUUGAGCUAGUCGCUAGCCCAGCGGGAGUUGAUCCCAAGUUUUCUCCCCCUUGGAACACCGGCCCAGCUCACGGUGAUGAGAGCUCAGCCGCUGCCUCUGGAAGCGGGUCUCGGAACGUGAAGGCGUGAUUUACUACGGCCUGCGUCCCGAGGAGCAGGGAGGGAGAAGUCCAGGGCAAGCGCCCCACCUCCGCUGCAUGGACCCAGAAGUGUGAGGGACCACACUCGCACCCGGCUCCCGACAGCACUGACCUACGGCGCCCGGGAAGGGUCGCUUCGUUCCUCGCCAAGACUUCUCCUUCCGCCAAUCACCGCUUGAGCCCCGCCCUUCCCGUCGCCGGAAGCAGCCGUUGCCCCGAGCAACUGCAACGUCCGGCUUUCCAAGUUGGCGGCGGGAAAGGCCAUGAGUAAAGGCCGGGCCGAGGCUGCGGCGGGAGCCCCCGGGAUUCUCCUGAGAUACCUGCAGGAGCAGAACCGGCCCUACAGCGCCCAGGACGUGUUCGGGAACCUGCAGCGGGAACAUGGACUGGGCAAGGCGGCGGUGGUGAAGGCGCUGGAGCAGCUGGCCCAACAAGGCAAAAUCAAAGAGAAGAUGUACGGCAAGCAGAAGAUCUAUUUUGCGGACCAGGACCAGUUCGAGAUGGUGAGUGACGCUGACCUCCAAGGCCUGGACACCAAAAUCGUGGCCCUCACUGCCAAGGUGCAGAGCCUCCAGCAGAGCUGCCGCCACAUGGAGGCUGAGCUGAAGGAGUUAACUAGUGCCCUGACCACACCGGAGAUGCAGAAAGAGAUCCAGGAGUUGAAGAAGGAAUGUGCUGGCUACAGACAGAGACUGAAGAACAUCAAAGCAGCCACCAACCACGUGACUCCAGAAGAGAAAGAGCAGGUGUACAGAGAGAGGCAGAAGUACUGCAAGGAAUGGAGGAAGCGGAAGAGGAUGGCAACAGAACUGUCUGAUGCGAUCCUUGAAGGAUACCCCAAGAGCAAGAAGCAGUUCUUUGAGGAAGUUGGGAUAGAGACCGAUGAAGAUUACAACGUGAAGCUCCCAGACCCUUGAGGAGUCCUCUGCAGGAUGGGGGAAUGGAAGCGACGUCCUGGACUGGCCGCCUCCUUCAGGUUGGCUUCUUGGUUCCUGCUGCUUUCCACCUUUGAG